Xenopus laevis (African clawed frog) is the source of this 1458-nucleotide messenger RNA. RefSeq names its product vomeronasal type-2 receptor 26. Lineage: Eukaryota; Metazoa; Chordata; Amphibia; Anura; Pipidae. Bases 1 to 1458 code for a protein of 485 amino acids. The record is from RefSeq and is a predicted model, not a curated record. The transcript has 5 exons.
AUGCCUUGUCAAGGGAGUGUCCUGCAGAUAUUAUCUGGUCCUAGAAGUGUAGUUCCUAAUUAUUCCUGCAGGGACAAAGGGCAAAUUGCUGGAUUUAUUGGAGAUCGGUCAACAAUCACAUCCCUGCCUAUAGCCCAGCUAUUGAGUAUCUAUGGAUACUUACAGAUUAGUUAUGGUGACACAGACCCUGUGCUGAAUGACAGAUCUCUAUACCCAUACUAUUUUAGUACAGGACCAAGUGAGCACGUACAGCACAUUGCUAUAGCAAAGCUGGUGAAACAUUUUGGUUGGACCUGGGUGAUCAUUUUGGCAUCUAGUGAUGAUGGUGGACAGAGAGAGAGUCAAAACCUCAAAAACGAGAUCACUAAACUCGGUGCUUGUGUUGACCUCAUUGGCACUUUAACGGAAGAUGAAAACACAGCUUUACACCGAUAUCUACGAAAUGUUGGCUUAAAUGCCCCCCCACCGGGAGAAAUAGCUUUAAAUGAAUCAUAUGAGAUUUACUCCAUGUAUUAUUAUGAGUCAACCGACAUCAGUUAUGCAGAAAGUGUUGAUAUGGACAAUUGUCUAAAAUGUGGGGACUAUGAAUGGCCAAACCCAAAUAAAACUGUGUGUAUUGAGAAGCCAAUUGAAUUCCUAUCAUAUAGUGAUGAUUCUCUAACUCUGACCUUUAUUGUCCACUCACUGGUGUUUUUUAUAAUAGCAGCAGUUAUUCUGGGAAUCUUUAUUAUGUUUCAAGACACUCCAGUAGUGAAAGCCAAUAAUCACAUUUUGAGCUUCAUUCUCCUUGUCUCCAUCAAGCUCAGCUAUCUCUCUGUGUUUUUGUUUCUUGGCCAACCUAUUGAUGUAACCUGUAUUUUCCGGCAAACCUCCUUUGGAAUCACCUUUUCCAUGGCUAUGUCAUCUGUACUAGCUAAGACUACCAUGGUUUACUUUGCUUUUAAAGCCACCAAGCCUGGCAGUCCAUGGAGAAAAUGGGUUGGAGCAAAGGUGGCUUAUUGUAUUGUUUUUGUUUGUUCAAUUAUCCAAAUGCUAAUUAGUGUUAUCUGGUUGGCCACUUCUCCCCCCUUUGUAGAGCUUAAUUUACUUUCAGAACCUGGAAAAAUCAUCAUUCAGUGCAAUGAGGGCUCUGUCAUUGCCUUCUAUAUUGUCCUCUCCUACAUGGGAUUGUUGGCAUUUGUGAGUUUCAUUGUAGCUUUCUUGGCUCGGACAUUACCAGACAGUUUUAAUGAGGCCAAGUACAUCACUUUCAGCAUGUUGGUGUUCUGUAGUGUUUGGAUCACAAUGAUCCCGGCCUAUCUAAGCACCAAAGGCAAAUACAUGGUGGCAGUGGAAAUAUUUGCUAUGAUCUCUUCAAGCAGUGGCCUUCUUUUCUGUAUAUUUCUACCCAAAUGUUACAUUAUUUUAUUAAAGCCUGAGAUGAAUACUAAGAAAUAUUUACUAGGGAAUAAGAAAUAG